AUAAGAAUGAUGAGAGUUACAAUAUUCCAAUUUUCUUGAGACAAUAAUGGAAAUUUAAUAUUUCGGAUUUUUUUUUUUAAUAUUGUUCAAUCAAAUCAAUUGUUUAGAAGUCAGAAUCAGUCAUAAUUCAGAUGGGUUUUAACUGUUUUGAGUAAAGUUUUCAACUUUUUGUUGAAUUCAGCAACAAAUAAGAAACCGGUUGGAUCUAUUCUAACGGGGCUGUAUCUCCAUCCCUUUUUUCAAGCACAGAUAUUUUCUGUUGACGUUUAUUGCACUAGCAUGCACAGGUUAUUUGAGAGCAUAACUUUCCCUUCGGAUUCAUGGUUUUCUGGCUCUGAUUUUUGUAUUGGACAGAUUAUCAAAAUGGCAACUAUGGCAGCAGCUUCCAGCUUUGCAGUGGCAUCUGGGUCUGAACCUAAAGCAACACCAAAGAAAAUUGGGUUCUUGAAUCGGACGGUGACUCAUGCUGGAUUAAGAUGCUUGAACAUUGUGGAUAAGUUGCAAAGCAGAACCACCACUCAACAAUUAAGGAAGAAACACGUCAAGAAACAGAAGGCUAUGCCGGGUGUGGUUAUGGAUUGCAGAAGUGGGAUGAACAUGGUUUUUGUUGGAGCAGAAGUUGGUCCUUGGAGCAAGACCGGUGGACUUGGAGAUGUUCUUGGUGGUCUGCCACCUGCAAUGGCGGCCAAUGGACAUCGUGUCAUGACUGUGGCUCCACGCUAUGAUCAGUACAAGGAUGCCUGGGAUACAGGUGUUGCUAUUGAGGUUAAAGUUGGAUAUAUAACUGAGAAAGUUCGCUUCUUCCACUGCUACAAGCGAGGUGUUGAUCGUGUGUUCAUUGACCACCCCAUGUUUCUUGAAAAGGUGUGGGGGAAAACUGGAUCCAAAAUCUAUGGACCUACCACUGGAACAGACUACGAAGACAACCAACUUCGAUUCAGCAUGUUAUGCCAGGCAGCUCUAGAAGCGCCGAGAAUUCUAAAUCUUAACAGCUGUGAAUAUUUCUCUGGACCCUAUGGUGAAGAUGUAGUGUUCAUUGCCAAUGACUGGCAUACUGCCCUUCUUCCCUGCUACCUGAAAUCCAUGUACAAAUCGAAGGGAAUGUAUGAAACUGCCAAGGUUGCUUAUUGCAUCCACAACAUAGCAUAUCAAGGUAGAUUUUCAUUCGGCGACUUCUCGCUUCUCAAUCUUCCAGAUGCAUUCAGGAGCUCAUUUGAUUUUAUAGAUGGGUAUGAAAAACCUGUGAAGGGAAGGAAAAUCAAUUGGAUGAAAGCUGGCAUAUUAGAGUCUGACAAGGUCUUAACUGUUAGCCCAUAUUAUGCUGAAGAACUUGUUUCCGGCGUAGAAAAAGGAGUGGAAUUGGAUAACAUCAUUCGUAAGACCGGUAUCACUGGAAUUGUUAAUGGUAUGGAUGUCCAGGAAUGGAACCCAUCCACUGACAAAUACAUUAGUAUCAAAUAUAACGCUUCAACUGUGAUGAUUGCAAAGCCUCUUCUGAAGGAGGCUCUCCAAGCUGAAGUAGGGUUGCCAGUGGAUAGAGACAUCCCUAUUAUAGGGUUCAUCGGCAGACUUGAAGAGCAGAAAGGUUCAGACAUUCUUGUAGAAGCCAUUCCUCAAUUUAUUAGGGAGAAGGUUCAGAUUAUAGUCCUUGGAACUGGCAAGAAGCCAAUGGAAGAGCAGAUUCAACAGCUGGAGAUAUUAUACCCUGACAAGGCCAGAGGUGUAGCAAAAUUUAAUGUUCCCUUAGCCCAUAUGAUCAUAGCAGGAGCAGAUUUUAUUUUGCUUCCAAGCAGAUUUGAGCCCUGUGGUCUCAUUCAACUCCAUGCUAUGCGUUAUGGAACUGUGCCUAUUGUUGCAUCAACUGGUGGGUUGGUUGACACUGUUAGAGAGGGUUUCACAGGGUUUCAGAUGGGAGCCUUCAAUGUCGAGUGUGAUGCCGUUGAUCUUGCAGACGUGACAGCAGUGGCUUCAACCAUCAGAAGGGCCUUAAAGAGCUAUGGUACACCAGCUCUGGCAGAAAUAAUCGAGAAUUGCAUGACUCAAGAUCUUUCAUGGAAGGGACCUGCUAAGAAAUGGGAGGAGAUGCUGUUAAGCCUAGGGGUAGCUGAAAGUAAUCCCGGUAUUGAUGGCGAGGAGAUUGCGCCUCUUGCAAAGGAAAACGUAGCAAACCCAUGAGGCAGUAGAAGCUCGGUACAAUUGGAGGGCAUUUGUCUUUAAGCUGGAGAAAGCAUAUCAAAGCUAUGCAUUAUUUUGAUAAUAACAAUAAGGAAAACAUGCUGGUUCCAACAUCCUCUUGACAACAUAACAUGCUCGUACGAGAACAGACAAGGUUUUCAUUUUGCUAAAAGAAAUGCACCCACAUUUUAUGAGACGAACAGCUUGGCACCGCACUAGGUUUUCUUUAGCUUUUUUUCGUAAGUAGUCUGUAUCAGAGGUGCAGCCCUCUUCGAUUAGGCAAAAAGAACAAAAAUGGGUUCGUUCGUCGAGCAUGCAAUGGAAUGGACUCAUUCACCAAAUAAUUGUAAAUUUGACUA
Rubroshorea leprosula is the source of this 2534-nucleotide messenger RNA. The record is from the annotation of a GenBank genome assembly. Lineage: Eukaryota; Viridiplantae; Streptophyta; Magnoliopsida; Malvales; Dipterocarpaceae.